GGCGCUGCCCUGGUGGCGGCGGCGGGGACGAGGUGGGGGGUGCUGGACCGGCCUCAUGCACUGCGCCAGAGUAUUAGACUAUUUUCCUCACAAACAAGCAAUGGCUGUGGAUGUAGCAAUGCAGCUAUACCUAUGCUCUUCACCAUUGCGAAGAGAGAAGUGUGCUUGCAAAAUUGCUCCAAAGCCAAGCAAGCCGUUGCGGCCCUGCAUCCAGCUGAGUAGCAAGACUGCACUGAAUGGACCAGAAGAGACAGCAAACUCCUUCACACACAACAAAGUGAAGAAGAGGGUGUCAUUUGCAGAUAGCAGAGGCUUUGCUCUGACGAUGGUGAAGGUGUUCUCAGAGUUUGAUGAUCCACUUGAUAUUCCUUUCAACAUCACUGAGCUAAUAGACAACAUUGUGGGUCUGACAACAGUGGAGAGGGACAGCUUUGUUCUGGAUUUUGUCCAGCCCUCUGUGGACUACCUGGACUUCAGAAACCGUCUCCAGGCAGACUGUGUCUGCCUUGAAAACUGUAUGCUUAAGGAGCGAUCCAUUGUGGGAACAGUGAAGGUAAAGAACCUCGCUUUUGAAAAAACUGUGAAGAUCAGGAUUACAUUCGACACCUGGAAAAACUUUGUAGAUUACCCAUGCCUGUAUGUCAAGGAUACGUAUGGAGGGUCAGAUCGGGACACGUUUUCCUUUGACAUCAGCUUGCCUGAGGGAAUUCAAUCCCAUGAAAGAGUAGAGUUUGCCAUCUCCUUUGAGUGCAAUGGGAAGGUGUACUGGGACAGCAACAAGGGCACAAAUUACAGGAUCACACGGUCAGAACUGAAGUCAGCCCAGGAAGCCAUCUGCACCCCACGGGGUCCUGACUUCAGCAGUGCCUUUGACCAGUUUGGGAGCCCUCGGUGCUCCUAUGGCCUCUUUCCUGAGUGGCCCAGCUAUUCAGGCUAUGAGAAGCUAGGGCCUUACUAUUGACCCAAGGGCAAAGUCCUGACUGACUGUUGCUGGUGUAUCUGCAGGCCUGGGAGCUGGUCUGAAUGCGGGGUGUACGGAAAGGUGGAAGAAGUAUGGCUCCGUGUAGCUCUGCAUAAGCCUCCCACAAAACCAGAUGUGCAGUGCUCUGCUGGCAGUGUACUUAUAGUCAGGGAAGCACUUCUGACAUAAAGAGCUGCCUUCCCCGUCCCAACUCAGAUAAAUGGCUCUCCAGAUGCUCAAAGGUCCAGGAGCUGUUGCUCAUGUCUCCAGUGCUGCUACUCCUUCCUCUUCUAUAAAGCUGCUAGUCUCCAGGGAAACACUACAGUGUGCUUAUAUUGUCUGUCCAAGCUAUGUAGCGGUGGCUGGUUUGUAUUGCUUGCCUAGUGUUAAAAGGCUCUUUCAAAAUAUGUUCUAGUAUUAUAUUUUUAGUGGGUUGUACUUCAGCUGCAGAGUUCUCCUUGCAAAGCUGGCCCGUGCCUGUUGGGUAAUAGAGACUUUGGUUUGUGGGGAAUGGAGUUGUCUCCUUUCAGAUGUCCUUGUAGUAUGAGGUCCUUCCAACUGGAGGCAGAAGGGAUGUGUUGAAAAUGAAAUGCAAUUGUGAUGACAGGAAAUGUGGCCCUACAGCCUGCCAUAUUAGGAGACAUAUGUGCCCGUGGGAGAGGAUCUGAUAUGCUUAGUCACCAGUUGUUUUAUCAGCUGAUCUUGAAAAAACUCUCUUUAUACCCUUGGUGUUACCAAAAAUAGAGAUUAGCUAUAGCUGUGCGGUGCUUGUAACACAGCUGUGGGUUGACAGCCUUGACUGCCUUCUUCAAAACCUUCCAGUUUCUUUAAUCACAAGUGAUCAAUGAUGCUUUUUCUCCUUGAUGGACAUCUGAAGUCAGCUGCUGGCCUUGCUGGGCCCUGAAAAUGCAGAUCUUCCUCCUGUGGACUGUAAAACAGGGGUUUGGCUGGGACGCAGAGUCCUGUGCAGGAGGCUGAGCUCAGAUGUUACAGGAGAUAAAUGCAAAUGGACCACAUGUCUACUCUCUGUUGUGUCCUGUUAUAAGAAAGUGACUGUUGUGUACUUACUGUGGUGGAAGUGCCUUGACUGAGAAUGGGAUGGUAUGUGCAAUCCCAGCAAUGCUUUGGGAUAAACAGGCUUUGGAAAUGACAUUGCUUUUAAAAAAAGAUUAUCUAAUAGUUUGUUACUCUGUGCCAUGGACUGUUUGGCAGCUAAUGGUAUAGCAUUGCUCGCAUGUGAGGAUGCUGUGUCUAUACUGGAUGAGCAUCAUUGACAUGCUGGGCUUCCGUUGCUGUUGUAGGGGUAGCUGCCAUUUCAACCUAUAAAUGCUCAAAUUUUGCAUCUGUGUGUCCAUAAGAAGCAGCUCACCCCACACAUGCAAAGAAUGAGCUGUGAGGAGUACAGGAUGUGGGGUUAUCCUUAUACCACCCCUGGAUGUGAAACAAAUCACAGAUGUGAGCCAUCCCUAUCUUCACAGAGGUGGUUUGUCUUCUGGGCCCGCACUGAGGUGAGAUGGCCAGCCUGUGCAGCUUCAAACAGCCUCACAAAGCUUCUUGCAUGCUAGAUGAGCAGAAUAACUUAAUCCCUCAGCUCAAAGGGAGAGUGCUGAAUAGUUUGUAGAAAUAGAGGUCAAGAGAAUCUUACUUUUUCUAGUAUAUAAGCUUUACAUAAUUUUUUUGAGUGCCUAUAAAUAGCCUUUGGAUGGGCUGGAGAGAAGUGAUGGGCUAGACUACUUAACUUUUUAAAACCUAGCUUUUAAUUCUGGAGACUACUGUAGAAAAUACUUACAAGAUGUUUUACCCUAACCUAGAAGGGAUACUCUGAUCACUGUUGGAUGCUGAAAGAGGCAAGAGCUUCCAGGAAGAAUAGCUAGCCUUCAGCUGCUGCUUUUUCAAAACUCAACAUCACUGCAUGUCAUCUCUGCUUGAUCACUUAGCUGAGGUGGUAAAUCUACUUGCCCAGUGUUCAUUAGGCUUGAUUCCUCUGUUCAGACAGCUUCCCAGGUCAGCACUUAUAACGUGCAGCUGGUCUGUCCUGAAGGGACUGUUGCCUAGCUUGGCUUGAACCUGGUUUUAAACUUAAAGCAAGUCUGAGUGACACUGAUUUAUUUCUUUUAGUGUAUGGUGUAAAUGCUGUAAGACACUGACUGUACAAAAGUCAUGUUCUCAUGCCUAUGGAGAGCUGUUUGUGAGCCGAAACAAGGCAUGUGUGUUUGGGGUGCUGUGGAUGGUGGUAUCUCCUUAUGGGGCCUGUUUUUUUCAGGCUGUGGAUGGAGUAUGCUUAGGGAGGAACAUGGAAGAUAAGCUAGAAGAGUAAUGCCAUAAGUAAAAGCUAGGCUGGGAAUUAUUUGACCAAUAGUGGGUUAAAAAAUACUUGUGGCCUUUCCCCUUUUUCCAUUGCCAAUGUGAACAUAGAAGUAAGAGGUUGCUCUCCUUGCUCUAUGCCUGGAAGUGCCUUGUGGGGUGUUUUGCAUGUUUGUUUUUAAAAAGAUAUUUUUGUACACAACAUUCAAGUGGAAAAUGCACUUUAUAAUUGCCAUGUAAUGACUCUUAAAACUAUGGUUCUGUUUUUAUCUGAUUGUUAAAAUAAAGGUG
Molecule: messenger RNA, 3556 nt
Organism: Athene cunicularia (burrowing owl)
Lineage: Eukaryota; Metazoa; Chordata; Aves; Strigiformes; Strigidae
Gene: PPP1R3B
Product: protein phosphatase 1 regulatory subunit 3B
Exons: 2
Coding region: 56-961 (301 amino acids)
Biological process (GO): regulation of glycogen biosynthetic process
Cellular component (GO): protein phosphatase type 1 complex
Molecular function (GO): protein phosphatase 1 binding; glycogen binding
Source: RefSeq, a predicted model, not a curated record